UUCAACCAACGAAAUUUUUAUUUCAAUUUUUAACUGCAUGUCAUGGCCCGAACUGCUACUGUCUGACUGCCAGUGAGUGAGCAGAGGGAGAUGGAAACACCCAGCAUAGUGUUCAAGAGACAGUAAAGCAGACACCAUGGGUGGGCUACAGGAGGAGGAGUCCAGCCCCACUGAGACUACGCCCACUGUUCCAUUGGGCUCCGCCCCUAGCCCUCAAAGCGAAGCGGUGACCAAUGAGUUGCAAGAGUUGUCCCUUCAGCCUGCCCCUAACCUGCUGCCAAUCAAGGAGCGUAAGAACGUUCUCCAGCUGAAGCUCCAGCAGAGACGGACCCGUGAGGAGCUGGUCGGCCAGGGCAUUAUGCCACCACUGAAGAGUCCAGCAGCUUUUCAUGAACAGAGACGCAGUUUAGAGCGAGCCAGGACUGAAGACUAUCUGAAGAGAAAGAUCAGUACUCGUCCAGACAGAGCAGAGCUGGUGCGAAUGCAUAUUCUGCAAGAGACGUCAGCGGAGCCCUCUCUGCAGGCUCGGCAGUUGCAGUUGAAAAGAGCCCGUCUGGCUGACGGACUGAAUGAUAAAAUCUCCCAGCGGCCAGGUCCCAUGGAGCUGAUACACAAGAACAUCCUCCCAGUGGCCAGCAGCCUAAAGCAGGCCCUCACAGAAAACUCUUCAUUUGAUGAGGACAGCAGCGACGCCCUCUCUCCAGAUCAACCAACCCAGCAAGAGUCUCCCCUUGACACCACCCCUAAACCCUCCCCCUCUGAAACCGCUGCCAGCUGCACCUCACCUUCUCAGGUCCCCCCUCCUCCUCCACCCCCUCCUCCACCACCUGCUUCUGACCCCAUCCCCAAUCAGAAACCCACCAAUGGGACAGCAGCACAGAGGCCCAGUCUGGGAGUAGUGAAGGGGCAGCGCUGUAAGAAGCAGAGGGAAGGGAAGCCCAAGGUGAAGAAACUGAAGUAUCACCAGUACAUUCCUCCAGAUCAGAAGACAGAGCGGGAUCCGCCCCCUCAGCUAGACUCCGCCUACGCCAACAUUCUCCACCAACAGCAGCUCUUCUUACAACUGCAAAUCAUCAAUCAGCAGCAGCAGCACUACAACUACCACACCAUCCUUCCUGCACCACCCAAGCCUCCAGCAGACCAACAAACCUCCACCACCUCCAGCCCCUCAACAGCCAGGCCUGCCCCGCCCUCCCAGACUACAUCAUCCAAUCAGAAUGGGUCUGGACGUCCAAGCGUGCCUGUUGUGAGCUUGCCUAAACUAGGGCCCCUCCCACCCAACCUGGAUGAGCUCAAGGUGGCAGAGCUGAAACACCUGCUGAAACCAAGAGGCUUACCUGUAUCAGGAACUAAGAAUGAACUCAUUGAUCGGCUCAGGAGCUUCCAGGAGCAGCAUGGAGAGGAUUCUCCCGACACCUCUACAGGGAGCACUAAUGUGCCAACAAAUCUUAAGACCGCCUCUCACACCAGUCCGUCACAACCGAUCCAGUUCUCUGGCCACACCCCUUUCCUAAGCAGAACCGCUGUUUUCCACCAAUCAGCCGACAGAGGUGUGGUGUUGGCAACCUUCCCAUUCGUGGCUGCUGUUAGUGGAGGCAUUGCUCAGACUGUAGCUCCGCCUUUUGCCAGCACAAGUUCCUCCCCACCUGUUUCCCCCGCCCUCUCUGAGCACUCAUUGGCUGGAAUGAGUCCAGAUGAAACAAGCUGUAAUGGAGAUGAAUUUGGUGAAAUGGUGACUUCUCCACUGACUCAGCUCAGUCUUCACCCUUCCCCCCUGCACCCGCAGGUCAUCUCUGUCAAAGAGGAGAUAUCAGGCCUUGAACCUGCGUCCUGCUGCCACUCUCAUUCCCCCUUCUCCACAGAGAUCCUUGUGGACAAGGACCAGAUGUUGCAGGAGAAAGACAAGCGCAUUGAAGAACUAACACGCAUGCUUCAGCAGAAGCAGAGACUUGUGGAGACGCUUCGAUCGCAGCUGGAAGGGCGACGCGUUGUGCAAGUUCGGGUGAAGGAAGAGCCUCCUGACGAGCAGGAGGUGGUGGAGGUGUACAUCAAACAGGAGAUAAAGGAGGAGGAGGAGAUGCAGAUUGAUGAGCAGACGCUGCAGCUGUAUGGGCAGACGCACCAAUCAAACGUCCAGUCACUGCAGCCAGACACGCAGAUGUUUCAGAAAUCACAGUCAGAGUCGCAGUCAGAGUCGCAGUCAGAGUCGCAGUCAGAGCAGAUGCAUUAUGAUGUCAUAGCCGCCUUUUCUCACGUCUCUCAAGUGUUUGUCAGUCUGCACUCAGACUCCGCCUCCUCAUUCCAGGAUCUCCUCAAAUCCCAGACUGCACCCACUCUACUCACAGACAGCAAUGGAAACCAUUUCCUAAUAGCUCUGACCAAUCACAGCACAAAGGACUAUGGCACUGACCGCCCUCAGACGAAACUAACCAAUCACAUGGCACUCAAGAGAUUACAGUCAAUGCCCACCAAACUGCCCAGCCAAUCAGCAAUGCCGAUACACAACACUCAACCCAAGCAGAUUACAGAGCUGGACACAGUCAAUCAGCCAAUGAGAACUGAGAAUGAACAGAAACUGGAGCUAAACAUAUCAGCAAAUCAGACGCAAGAAGCUGCCACUUCUGUUUCUGAUUCACCCAAUCAGCAGCCCUUCCCUGAUCCGGACCCUGCCCCCUCUCCGCCCACCCACGCAGAGUAUGCGUGCCCAGGCUUGGAUGAACAACUGUUUUCGCCUCCCUCUCCUGCACAGAACUCUCCCUGUGACAAGGAAAAUGGAUCCACUGGUCAGAUGGAUGACCUCUUUGACAUUUUGAUUCAGAACGGAGAAAUCCCUGCCAAUUUUAAACAUAUCCCAGAUCCCGCUCUCUCAAAACUUCGCCCAAACACGCCUCCUUUUUCCACCACCCCAUCCCCGGUUCCCCUUUCACCUUUGACCCCAUCUGACCCUGAAAGUCCUGCAGAGCCCACUCCAGAUCAGACCCAGCUCUCUGUCCUGGUGGAGUCCAACGGCGGCGGGUCAGGAAGUGGACGGCUUGAGGACUUCCUUGAGAGCACGACAGGCAAACCCUUGCUGGGGGUGGAGCCUGGAAGCACCCUGACUUUGAUUGACGACCUGCACAGCCAGUUGCUGAGCACCCCCAGCAUUCUGGAUCACCCGCAUUCUCCAAUGGACACGAGUGAGCUGAGCCUAAUGCCACACCCACUAGGCCCAGGAGACUCCGCCCUGGACUGCAUGGAUUGGUUGGACGUUGGUAUAGGUGGAGGGGUGGGGCUACACCCCCCCAGCUCUCACAUGGGUUCCAGCCUGUUCUGUACAGACUUCUUGGACAGUCCAGACCUGCAGUUACACUGGGAUUCCUGA
This is a messenger RNA of Chanos chanos (milkfish), 3361 nucleotides long. It is a transcript of the gene mrtfaa, whose product is annotated as myocardin related transcription factor Aa. Lineage: Eukaryota; Metazoa; Chordata; Actinopteri; Gonorynchiformes; Chanidae. The record is from RefSeq and is a predicted model, not a curated record. Bases 137 to 3361 code for a protein of 1074 amino acids. The transcript has 19 exons. Gene Ontology annotation, molecular function: transcription coactivator activity. Gene Ontology annotation, cellular component: nucleus. Gene Ontology annotation, biological process: positive regulation of transcription by RNA polymerase II; smooth muscle cell differentiation.